AUGAGCAACCUGUUCUUCAGGUGCAUCACCCCGGAGCGUCUCGAGCGGCACAGCGUGUCCAUCGACGACUUACCGCUCCGGAGAGCGACCAGUGAAGGACACCUUGACCGGCGUCAUGAGUGGGAAGCUGCGAUAAAACAUGAGUCAAUUGGAGGCAGAGUGGCUGGUCAGUCUCGACGGUCGACAGGCAGGUUCGAAGCGGAGUUCAGCUCCCGCCUCACCCACCAACUCGAUGUCGUCACGAGAGCCCACGAAAGGAAGAGGAAAGUCACGUCAAAGUCGACCCCUAAGAUCACAAAACUCGAGCCACAAGAAGACGUUAGUGCGGGCAGAAGCAGUGCCCGCAAGAACGGCGCUGGGCGAGCGCGCAAGAAGACCGUCGACGGGCGGCUUGACGAUCCCAGGCAGACUGCAGUCUCACAAGGCGAUCGCAGCAAACCAAAUUCAGCUAAAAAGUCAGACCCUGGUUCACCAAAGCCUUCCUCAGCACACGCCAGACCCGACGCGACCCUGGGUCCCGAUGACCUCUGGAUUGACCCCAAGGACUUUCUCUCAUCGGAGCACGUGAGCCCCGAUAUGGCAGAUGAGCUCACUAAACUCAAAGAAGAAUUUGAGAUCGAAACAUCAUCUCUUCAAGCGACGGGGGCUGGCAAAGCUGCCGAUAAAACUGACCUAGCAUUCUGGCUGUCGCUGCCGCGCUGUGCAUCGCACAGACACGCCGUCUGCACGCUGCCUGUGCAGCUUCAUAGGCUCGAAGGUAUGACGCCGUUGAGUUACUUGGAAACGCAUCUGCAAGUCAGCCACGACCGAUCACUUCUUUUCGGAAAAGUGUUCGCCAAGUUCAAGGAUUCAGAGACAGGCCUCCUCUCAGGAUCGCUCAGCCUAGGUCGAGCUUUGAGUCUCGCUCUGGGUGGAGACAUGCUAGAAUCAAGGCUCGAUAGCUUGCUACAAAUAGUGCCCCCUCCAUUAGACACUUUCGGUAACUACGCACCCCGACAAUUCAUCGUUCUCGCCGCCAUCGCGGAAAGAUUAUUCGCUGAAGAAUUGCGACCCGCUGAACUGGAGGUGCAAACCAGGGAUCUGGUCGAGCAGUUGGAUUUCCACCAAAUCCAAGAUCGUCUGAGAAUCCUUACAGAUCUGCAGCCGCCGCUCAGAAAUUUACUGAUCAUAAUACGUGAUCUUGGAAACAAUUCAUCGACUGAAGAGCGCUGCUUAUAACGAACAGAAACACUGUUGUUUUAGUUUCUAUGAUCUCGUGUUAUUAUUGUUGAAUUUGGAAAUCGCGGUUGCCAUACUACUCACUUAAAAAUAAAUUUUAGCAUCGCUAUGAAAAUGUCCUUUAAGUUUUUCCAAGAAUUUCUUUGAAAGUUUACUUCCUUAUGGCCAAAUUCAAAAAUUUA
Messenger RNA from Hyalella azteca, 1400 nucleotides. RefSeq lists its product as uncharacterized. The record is from RefSeq and is a predicted model, not a curated record. The transcript has 8 exons. Bases 1 to 1218 code for a protein of 405 amino acids. NCBI's taxonomy places the organism in Eukaryota, Metazoa, Arthropoda, Malacostraca, Amphipoda, Hyalellidae.